Molecule: messenger RNA, 2502 nt
Organism: Durotheca rogersii
Lineage: Eukaryota; Fungi; Ascomycota; Sordariomycetes; Xylariales; Xylariaceae
Product: DUF862-domain-containing protein
Exons: 5
Coding region: 1-2502 (833 amino acids)
Biological process (GO): protein import into mitochondrial matrix
Cellular component (GO): mitochondrial inner membrane
Molecular function (GO): peptidase activity; protein-folding chaperone binding
Source: RefSeq, a predicted model, not a curated record
AUGUCAUCCAAGAAGUCGUCUCGGAGGACGUCCCGACAGUCCCAUCGGUCAACAUUGUCCCUAUCGAGGACCGAAAUCGUCAUCAAUGUCUACGAUCUCUUACCGCCUGGUCGCCUCUCCUCGGUGCUCUGGACUAUAGGCGCUUCGCUGCUGCAUUCGGGCGUCGUGAUCAACGGGAAGGAGUAUGCCUACGGCGGACACGAUCAGCGUGGUGUGACGGGAGUGUACUGGACGCGGCCCAAGUCCGAGCCGCCGGGCGGCAGCUUCCGAAUCGAGCUCCUUCAAGGGUUCACCUUCGCGACACAGGCCGAGAUCGACACCAUCAUCCGCCACGCCUCCGACGAGUUCGAGGGCACCGCCUACAACCUGCUCACCCAGAACUGUAACCACUUCACCAGCUACCUCUGUCAGAAGCUCACCGGUCGUCCCGGGCCUGGUUGGCUCAACCGCGCCGCCAACAUCGGCGUCGCCCUUCCCUGCGUCGUCCCUAGGCACUGGAUGGAGCCCCCCGACUUCGAGACCGCCGACGGCGAGUUGCUGCGAGACGACUACGACGACGACGGCUUUGACGCCCACGAGAGGACGAGGAUGCUCCGGCCGGAAAACACGAGGAGACUCGCGACGGUGGACAGCGACGAGGAAGGGGAAGGGGCCUCGGGUUGGAACAGCGAAGAGACAUACGAGCCAGGCAGAAAUAACAAAGGAAAAGGCCCCGCCAGAGACUCGAGCGGACGAACUCUGCCGCCUGCAGAAAGGGCACCCUCCAUGCGGCCCUCGUUGCCGAGGAGAACCUUGGUGGCGGCCUCGCGGCCGGGACCGAAUCCACGGAGGACUACCUCCAUAGCGGUGAUGUUCUUGUGCCAGUUGCCCUGGUGCAGCUUGUCGAUGACGAAGGAGGUGAGCUGCCUGCCUCCCGGCGCCUUCCUCGGAACCCCGCCAUCCACCGCUUACUCCUACGGCAGAUCCCCAGCGUAUAGACGGCUACCAUACAGCCUCGAGACCUCCAGGCCAACUAGCGGCCGUGUAGCGCCAUUCUCCGUCCUGCGACCUCCCCAACCGCCAGCUUUAUAUAUGAGGUCGCCAUUCCUCCCUGAGACCAUAGCGGCCGUACAAUCACGCAGCCUUCACCAGGCGGCAAGAUGGUUUCAACGGUCCGCGCCGCCCCCCAAGACGGACGCUAAGCCCGGGCAGCCAAAAGACACCUCCGAGAAAGCCGCGUCCGGCGCAGAAUCCGAAGCCAAGGCCGAAUCGGGAGAACAAGCGAAGGAGGAAGGCGAGCACGGCAAGAAGGAAGAGAAGAAAGAGGAGAAGAAGGAAGACCUGCCUCCCCCGCCUCCCCACGGCGACAAGACGCCUUGGCAAGUCUUUAUGGAGACGAUGCAGACCGAGUUCAAGGCUUCGAAGGAAUGGAACGAGUCGACUAAGCAGCUCGCCGACUCGGCCCAUUCGUUCACCGAGAGCGAAUCGGUCCGCCGCGCGAGGCAAGCCUACGAGAAUACUACCGGCGCCGUUUCUUCGACGGCAGGGAGAGUGCUGAAGUCGUCGGCUACUGCUGUCGGAAAAGGCGCCGCUUGGACGUGGGAGACGCCGGUCAUGAAGGGUGUUCGGAAGGGCGCGAAUUUGACGGGCGACAUCAUCGAUAAGGCGACCAAGCCCUUGAGGGAGACCGAGGCAUAUAAGAAUGUCAAGGACGUCAUUGACGACGGCAGCAGUUCCAGGUACGGCGGUUGGGUCGAGAAGGAGGAACGGAGGAAAGCUAGGGAGCUACGCGAGAAGCAAGCUCGCUCUAUCCACGGCAAGACGGAGGAUAUGGUCGAAGAUCCCAAUGCCGGGACGAACAUCACCCUGCAUAAGGAUGCUGCUUGGAAGGAGGCGUGGCGCGACUUCCGAGACAAGAACAAACUCGUGCAGGGCUUGUUCAGCAUGAAGAGCGUAUAUCAGGAGUCGGAGAACCCCUUGAUUUCAACGGCGCGGAGUAUAACCGAUCGCGUUGCCGGAUUCUUCGCGGAGAACGAAACGGCGAUGGUGAUUAGGAAGUUCCGCGAGAUGGACCCCAAUUUCCAGAUAGAGCCGUUCCUGCAAGACAUGAGAGAAUACAUCUUGCCCGAGGUCCUCGACGCUUACGUCAAGGGGGACACCGAGACGUUGCGGGUUUGGCUCUCCGCGGCCCAGUAUUCGGUAUACGAGGCCUUGACGAAGCAAUAUCUCCAAGCUGGCUUGAAAUCCGACGGUAGGAUCCUAGACAUCCGACACGUGGAUAUCCUAAAGGCCCGCAUGCUCGAGCCGGGCGACAUCCCGGUUUUCAUCAUAACCUGCCGAACACAAGAGGUCCAUGUCUACCGAAACGCCAAGACCAACGAGCUUGCCGCCGGUAUGGAAGACAAGGUCCAGUUGGUGACAUACGCGAUCGGGAUCACCCGUACAGCCGAGGACGUCAAUAACCCCGAGACGAGUGGAUGGAGGUUGAUCGAAAUGCAGAAGAGCAAUAGGGACUAUUACUGA